AUGAAGGCAGCUGCUCUAGUAGCACCAGGAGAAUUUAAGUACUUACCGGAUUAUUUCGACAUUCCAAGACCUUAACCUGGCGAGGUAUUGAUAAAAGUAGAGGCUUCAUGCAUCGUAGCAUCUGAUAAGCAUACUAUGAGUGGCAAAUAUUCGAAGUUUAUUAACUAUAAGUAUCCCAUGAUACUUGGUUUUGAAGGGAGUGGAAUUGUUAUUGAAAAUGGUGGUGGUUUACUAGGUUGGAGACUUGUCGGCAAAAGAGUUAGUUUUAUUAAGCCAUCUGCUAAUCCGACAGACUUCACUUAACAAGGAUCAUUUGCUGAAUACAUUAUCACAAGCUCUAUGAGUUGUAACCCAUUGACUGAUGACAUAAGUUUUGAUCAAGGAGCAAAUAAUUUUGUGAAUCCAAUGACAACCCUGGGUUUAAUGGACUACUGUAAAUGGAAUGGAGUAAUUGCAGGCGCUUAGACUGGAGCUAUGUCUCAAUGUGGAAGAUACUUGGACAAACUUUUUAGAGACAGAGGUAUUCCUAUGAUCAAUAUUGUUAGAAAGCAAGAUUAAAUUGAGUAGCUUAAAACAGAAUAUGGCUGUCAAUAUGUCCUAAAUUCUGAAAGCCCCAAUUUCUAGCAAGAAUUGAAUGAGAUGUGCAAAACAUUAAAAGUGAAUGUUAUCAUUGAUUGUGUAGCAGGUUCUAUGUAAAUUGCUUAAUUUUUUGAAAAGCCUUCGACAAAAUAUAAUAUGUAUUGUCUGGGAUUGAACCAAAUCAUAUGCUCUGGAAAAAUGUUAAGAUCAUUCCAUUUCUAUUGCCCUAUUGGAUUGAGUAAAAAUAUAUCUGGUAGUUUGCUGGAUUAUUUAAACAGAUUAACACAUUUAGAUCAGAAUAAAAACUCUCAAAAUCUUUUGGACUUCACUAGAUUUAAGAAGCAUAUGAUUAUUAUCUUGAACAUUCAAGUGAAGGAAAAAUUUUGA
This is a messenger RNA of Stylonychia lemnae, 966 nucleotides long. Lineage: Eukaryota; Ciliophora; Spirotrichea; Sporadotrichida; Oxytrichidae. The record is from the annotation of a GenBank genome assembly.